AUGGCUUUAUUGACGACAGGCUUAACAUCGGGCCUAGUUAUUGAUAUUGGCAAUCUGGAAACAACUGUUUUACCUGUAAAGCUUCUUUUCCAGUAUGGACGAUAUAUCCCGCCUACCAAUUUGCAUUUAACAUUGGCGCCUCGUAACAAUAUACCCGACAAUAUCCUUUCUCAAGAGCUUUUGGAAGAGAUCAAGACCAGGAUUCUUUUUUGUUCGCCGCAUCCGAUUGAUAAUAUUUUGCAGCAUGACACUCUGAAAUCCCUUUUUGAUUCUUAUAGAGAAAACAGCAAUGCAACGGAUCUAUACUACCCAAUAAGUUUGAAAGACGGUACGAAAGCUACAUUAUUGAUCCCAGGCUGGAUUCGUGAAAGAACAACGGAGGUGCUAUUUGAGGGCGACGAUGAUGAGCCCAGUAUAGUACAGUGCAUACUACAAUCGUUAUUGAAAGUACAAGUCGAUCUUCGUAAACCACUGUUAUCUUCUAUGCUUCUUAUCGGUGGGAUAUCACAUAUACCAGGAUUACGCUUACGGUUGAAACGUGAGCUUCUGCGCGUUAUGCGUAACCCUACAAAUUAUGAAAAAAAACGAUAUGCAUCCUUAUUACAAUUGUCUGAAUCAGUUGGUUUCAUCGAUGACUCUAAUGAAAAAGGUGCUGGUCAGAUAUUCAUGGGAAAUAUUAGAGGUUGGAUAGGAGGAUCAUUGGUUGGCUCAAUAAAGAUUUCAGGUGAAGAAAUUACCAAAGAGAAAUUUACUGGAAAUGUUGCUGACUGGUCCAUAGGGAACUGGAAUGAAAUGUACAAAGAUAAUACACGCCAGGAAUAG
Molecule: messenger RNA, 822 nt
Organism: Mycotypha africana
Lineage: Eukaryota; Fungi; Mucoromycota; Mucoromycetes; Mucorales; Mycotyphaceae
Exons: 3
Coding region: 1-822 (273 amino acids)
Biological process (GO): microtubule-based movement
Source: RefSeq, a predicted model, not a curated record